AUGAGCCUCAUGGCGUUUCCCUCAUUCCUGCCUGCUCUCGGAAAACCUGCUAUUCUGUGGAAACAGUGGCAACGUGUGUUUAAUAACUACUUGCUUGCUAUGGGAGGCAACGCCCACGAACAUGCUCGGCAGAAGGCCUUACUGCUGCACUGCCUCUGGGUUAGAGGCCAACGGAUCUUCUACUCUCUUCCGGAGACGCGCCCUCAGAUAUUGGGGCUACGUGAACCCCCUGAAGGCCAAAAGACACCCACUGCACUGGACAAGUACGAUGUCGCUCUGGCAGCCCUGUCGAGCUGCUUUGCGGCAACUCCAAACCUGUUCGACGCACGACAUCGCUUCGGGCAGCAAGUGCAGCUACGUGGGGAAUCCAUUGACAGAUUGUUUGCUGAACUACGGGACCUGUCGUCGAACUGCGAGUUUGGAGCCAUGGUGGACGACUUCAUCCAAGACCAGCUAGUUGCAAAGACGUCGAUCCAGCAGCUACGAGAGCGGCUGCUCCUGGAGGGUACCUGUCUCACCCCGGACUCUGCAUUGGUCAUCGGUUGUUUGGUCGAAGAAACAGUACGCUACUCCAAGGAACUUGUAUCAGAUUCAGCAAUGCCAAAGGUGGACGCUAAGCCUAUGCGGAGCGCCGAUCAACCACGCAUCCAUGGGAAAGUGAGCCUCCGACCCCCUCUAGAAAGAAGUUCUACCAUUCUGGGUCGUCAGGACAUCUUGCGAAUUUCGGUACAUAUAAGACAAGAAGGAAAACAUGCACUGCCUUCGGAAAAUUCUGGCAUUUUCGUGCUGUCUGCAUGA
Messenger RNA from Ixodes scapularis (black-legged tick), 798 nucleotides. RefSeq lists its product as uncharacterized. The transcript has a single exon. The coding region runs from base 1 to 798 and encodes 265 amino acids. The record is from RefSeq and is a predicted model, not a curated record. NCBI's taxonomy places the organism in Eukaryota, Metazoa, Arthropoda, Arachnida, Ixodida, Ixodidae.